Olea europaea var. sylvestris is the source of this 1593-nucleotide messenger RNA. Its product is annotated as 50S ribosomal protein L17-like. Lineage: Eukaryota; Viridiplantae; Streptophyta; Magnoliopsida; Lamiales; Oleaceae. The transcript is spliced from 7 exons. Gene Ontology annotation, biological process: translation. Gene Ontology annotation, cellular component: ribosome; large ribosomal subunit. Gene Ontology annotation, molecular function: structural constituent of ribosome. The coding region runs from base 909 to 1391 and encodes 160 amino acids. The record is from RefSeq and is a predicted model, not a curated record.
CCUGUAUCAGAAAUAGUUUUAAAGCAAUGAGCAACAAACAUGGCUUAAAGUACGUACUCUUCCUAUGUAUGAGAAACCAAUUACCCGGCCCAAUUUCUUCACUCGCUGGUUGAACCCUACAAUUGUCUCUCCCGCCUUUCUCCGACUAGCUGGAGGAGUGUCUUGCUAUCUUAACAAAGUCUCAAGCCUCUGGGUAAUUGAGUGUGAUGGAUGUCAGGAUGUCAAUAAGUACCCAUUUUUGGAAAUGGGACAGAGUUUGAAAAUAGUCUCCAACAGCAAUUUUUACUCCCUACCGCCGGAGAAGAUUCUAUCAUUGAGAAAGUUAAUGGGAUUCCCAAUGGCUGCUUAAAAGUAGAAGAAUUGAGGGAGAAUAUUGAAUAUGGUGUAAGAUAGGAAUGACCUUCAGUGUCCAUUUAAAUUAGUUAACUCUAUAAUAUCGAUGGGGAGUGUAAAUUUUAAGCAAUCUAGUUUCUGCUAGAAGUUGUUCUCUGAUUUGGGCCCAAGCCAUAACUGAUUUAAGCAAACUGGUUUGGGUGGUUUCACUUUCACAUUAAAAUAAAGUUGGCAUAGUUUGGCAUUUAAUCAAACCAACUUGGUCAAUUUUGGUUUCACUAUUGUAAUAUACAGAACAAUGAGCCUGAAAGGGGCAUUUAUUGAGCCAUUAGAUUCAAAGCAUGGUUGGGAGUUGUUUAUAAAUGGUUUAGAUUAUAAAUAAAUAGAAAUGUGGUGGAUAAGUAAAUAUCACUUGUGAGCUCCAAGGAAUAUGUGGACAAAAAUGGUUUGACCAAUUAUAAAUAAUUGAUAAAUGGUAACCUAACAAGGGCUUAGAUGACUGUUAAGCCCACACCUGUAGUCUUCCAUCUCUAUUCAAACCACUCUUCAACUUCAGCAUCGCACUCCGCCCGAAAAUGACAAAAUUCAGGAAGCUUAAUCGACCUACAGGUCAUCGAAUGUCUAUGCUCAGGACAAUGGUGUCACAGUUGGUGAAGCACGAGCGCAUUGAAACCACUAUUGCUAAGGCAAAGGAAGUCCGGAGGCUUGCUGAUAAUAUGGUACAGCUUGGGAAAGAGGGUACUCUCAGCGCUGCAAGGCAUGCUGCUGCCUUUGUACGUGGUGAUGAUGUCAUUCACAAGUUAUUCACGGAGUUGGCUUAUCGAUACAAAGAGAGAGCUGGUGGGUACACGAGAUUACUUCGAACCCGAAUUCGAGUUGGUGAUGCUGCACCAAUGGCCUAUAUUGAGUUUAUAGAUAGAGAAAAUGAACUUAGACAAUCUAAACCACCAACUCCGCAACCUUCUCAGAGGGCUCCCUUAGAUCCCUGGACAAGAUCUCGACUUACCAGACAAUUAGCACCACCCAAAGAAGAGAAAAGCUCCGAAGCUGAGAAUUAAGUUACAAUGAUUUUGAAAGGUUUUGUUUUCAUCUUUCUAUUUGAUAUGUAACCUUUUGUAAUUCUGUAAAGGUGAAAUUUUUUUUCUUCCUCGUUAGCGUUUAAUGAAAUACUGGGAUGUCAGAUAUGGUAGAAUCCACUAUGAGUGAAAUAAUGCAGAUUUGGAUUUAUCGUGGUGCUUACCAUGUUCGAACUGGCUUUUA